UGUGCUUUCCCGUUGCUCAGUAGUCGCUGGCAUAUACAAUAUUGCCAUCGAUGAAUCAGUAAGAGGUGGAGGAAACGUGAUCCUUUCCCUGCGCUCUGAAGUCCACACCCGGUGCCAAGGAGGGGUGUCUUCCCCGCCGGGGCUCGGCGGGGUGGGGCUCGCAGUUCCCCCGCUUACCGGCCUCGCCCCUCUGGGCGUUAAUGAGAUUAGCAAUUAAAAGGCGGGCGAGCAGUGGCCAGAGACCAGGCCCUGCCAGAGAGCGAACGCGGGCCAUGGAGAAAGAGCGGCCUCAAUGGGGCAACCCGCUGCAGUUUGUGUUCGCCUGCAUCUCCUACGCGGUGGGCUUGGGCAAUGUGUGGCGCUUCCCAUACCUGUGUCAGAUGUACGGCGGAGGGAGUUUCCUGGUCCCCUACAUCAUCAUGCUCAUCGUAGAGGGGAUGCCGCUUUUGUACCUGGAGCUGGCUGUGGGGCAGCGCAUGCGGCAGGGCAGCAUCGGUGCCUGGAGGACCAUCAGCCCCUACCUCAGUGGUGUCGGUAUUGCUAGUGUGGUGGUCUCCUUCUUCCUCUCCAUGUACUACAACGUCAUCAAUGCCUGGGGCUUCUGGUACCUCUUCCACUCCUUCCAGGAUCCCCUGCCGUGGUCUGUCUGCCCACUGAAUGGUAACCGCACAGGCUAUGACGAGGAGUGUGAAAAGGCUACAUCAACUCAGUACUUCUGGUACAGGAAAACACUCAACAUUUCGCCAUCCAUCCAGGAGAAUGGAGGAGUGCAGUGGGAGCCAGCACUGUGCCUCAUCCUGGCCUGGCUGAUGGUGUAUCUGUGCAUCCUGAGAGGCACCGAGUCAACUGGCAAGGUGGUCUACUUCACUGCAUCAAUGCCUUACUGUGUACUUAUUAUCUACCUGAUCCGUGGCCUUACACUCCAUGGAGCCACCAAUGGCCUGAUGUACAUGUUCACACCUAAGAUGGAACAGCUAGCCAACCCCAAGGCCUGGAUCAAUGCAGCCACGCAGAUCUUCUUCUCACUGGGCUUGGGGUUUGGCAGCCUGAUUGCUUUUGCCAGCUACAACGAACCCUCCACCAACUGCCAGAAGCAUGCCAUCAUUGUGUCCAUCAUCAACAGCUCCACCUCCAUAUUUGCCAGCAUUGUGACCUUCUCCAUCUAUGGCUUCAAGGCCACCUUCAACUAUGAAAACUGCUUAAACAAGGUGAUUCUGCUGCUGACCAAUUCUUUUGACCUUGAAGAUGGCUUUCUGACAGCCAGCAACCUGGAGGAGGUGAAGGACUACCUGGCAUCUACCUACCCAAGCAAGUACAAUGAUGUGUUCCCACACAUCAGGAACUGCAGCUUGGAAUCAGAGCUGAACACGGCUGUCCAGGGCACAGGCCUGGCCUUCAUCGUCUACACUGAGGCUAUUAAAAACAUGGAAGUGUCCCAGCUGUGGUCAGUGCUCUACUUCUUCAUGCUGCUGAUGCUGGGUAUGGGAAGCAUGCUUGGGAACACAGCGGCCAUCCUCACCCCUCUGACGGACAGCAAGGUCAUCUCCAGCUACCUGCCCAAGGAGGCCAUUUCAGGUCUGGUGUGCCUCAUCAACUGUGCCAUUGGUAUGGUGUUCACCAUGGAGUCCGGGAACUACUGGUUUGACAUAUUCAAUGACUAUGCAGCCACCCUGUCCCUGCUGCUCAUUGUGCUGGUGGAGACCAUAGCUGUGUGCUACAUAUAUGGGCUGAAGAGAUUUGAAAAUGACCUUCAGACCAUGGCCGGCCGCUCCCUCAACUGGUACUGGAAGGCCAUGUGGGCAUUUGUGAGUCCACUGCUCAUCAUCGGCCUCUUUAUCUUCUACCUGAGUGACUAUAUCAUCACAGGAACACUACAGUACCAAGCCUGGGAUGCCACUCAGGGGCAGCUGGUGACCAAGGACUACCCCCCAUAUGCACUAGCUGUCAUCGGUUUGCUGGUGGCCUCAUCUACCAUGUGCAUCCCUCUGGUGGCCCUGGGGACUUUCAUCAAGAAUCACCUCAAGAAGGGAGGCUCGGCCCCAGUGGCCUAAGAAUGGACCUCCCAGAGACCGAAGUCAGCCACUCUCUGUUUCACAGUGACUGCCUGCUGGUGGGAACUCCUUGGCUGGAGUGGUGGUCUAGGGCCUCCUGCUUCUGUAAAGAGGACUGGGGAGCUUAGAGAGAGAAGACUGCCUAGGGGAGGGGACCACAUCCCCUAGGAGGGGCUCUCCAUCCUUUGCCAUCUGAAGGUCAUACCUUGUAGCCUCCUUGUCAUCAGGGGCUAAGGCCAGUACUGAAGACCAUUGUUUCCUUGAUUCUAGAAAGUCCUAGAAUUUAAGGUAAACUGUCAUGAGAAACUUGACUGUAACUCGUAGGAGCCAAACAAGCACUUCAGUUUUUGGGGUUUUUUUCUUAAAAGAAAAGAAAAUGCUAGAGGACAAUGGCUUCCCGACCAGUGUCUGAGGUUUGAAGUACCUAAGAUGACAUUAUUAAUUAAUUAAUUAAUUCUAAUGAAUUCUUUUUUUUAAGUCACAGCAAGUGUGUAAUUUCUGUGUUUCCUGAUUACUCUCUGAAUACUACCAGGAUUUAGUGGCCACUAAGAGAGAGUUUUUCUGGGGUCCCAAAGGCGGUCACCUUUCUAGAAUCUAAGGUUCACCACAGUAGUCCAGGACUAACCUCUCUACAACUCUAGACUGUAAGGGAUCUGACCAGGGCUUCAGUGUCAGAUACACAUCCAUAGGGAUGCAAUUGUAACUUUGCUACCAGCGUCACUGACAAUCACCUUCACUCACCUCUACAUAAGAAUGUUUUCUAAAAUGUCUACAAAUCACACAGAGCAGUGUGUAGCUGAAAACACUCCAUAUUUAUGGCUGUUAUUCAACCAUCAUGUGAAUUUGUCUUUUUUUUCCUUUUUUUUAAUCAUAAUAAAAUAAAUCAAGGUUAUCUA
Messenger RNA from Microtus ochrogaster (prairie vole), 2947 nucleotides. RefSeq names its product sodium- and chloride-dependent transporter XTRP3A. The record is from RefSeq and is a predicted model, not a curated record. Gene Ontology annotation, biological process: sodium ion transmembrane transport; L-proline import across plasma membrane; glycine transport. Lineage: Eukaryota; Metazoa; Chordata; Mammalia; Rodentia; Cricetidae. Gene Ontology annotation, molecular function: L-proline transmembrane transporter activity; proline:sodium symporter activity. Gene Ontology annotation, cellular component: plasma membrane; apical plasma membrane.